Molecule: messenger RNA, 690 nt
Organism: Meyerozyma guilliermondii ATCC 6260
Lineage: Eukaryota; Fungi; Ascomycota; Pichiomycetes; Serinales; Debaryomycetaceae
Exons: 1
Coding region: 1-690 (229 amino acids)
Source: RefSeq, a predicted model, not a curated record
AUGCCAUCGAUGGAAACUUCAUUGCCAUGUAUGUUGUGGCUGGGUUUUUGGUUCAUCAUGGCUGGUGGGUUGCUUGUUAGCCAUAUCUGGUAUAUUCUACGGGGAUUAACAACCAUGGAUGAUCUUUCCGUCAAACAGCAAAAACGCUACUUGCGCUGGCAGCAGGCGAAACAAGCUGGGAAAGCAGGAAACCGGCCAUCUCCCCGUCAGGAAGACGGUAAACGCUACAUAAAUCUUCGUCACCAAGAUGGGUCCCGAGUUGUCGUUCGUUAUAGCAUCAAGGACCGGCCAUAUUCCUUCUCUCCGAGCCGAAACUGGAUCCAUACAUUCCUCAAUGGCAACUCUCUCGUCUACAAUGACAUUUUACCAGAGACCAAGUAUACGUUUUCUCGGCUCAUUGCAGCCAUAGCAGUUUCAUUUGUUCCAUUUACGGAAACCCUUUUCAGAUCAAAAACCAAAACUUCCGAUCCCCCUUCCGUUACCGACCAUUAUAACGAUUAUAACCAAGCAAUUUCACCUUCUUUUCGAAAUUUAAUUGAAAGCAAAAUUGCUGCUGGAGACUUCACAAUUGCAGCUCAUUAUCGAGCCUUUACAGAAGCGGAAGCAAAGACAGUGUCAGAGAGAGAUACGAGCGAUACUAAGGGUAUAAUUGAUACUAACGGUAUGAGCGAAACUACUGAUCUAAAUUAG